Messenger RNA from Amoebophrya sp. A120, 210 nucleotides. The record is from the annotation of a GenBank genome assembly. Lineage: Eukaryota; Dinophyceae; Syndiniales; Amoebophryaceae.
AGUCGGCAGGCCGGGCGGCGCCAUUGCGAGCGUGCGCACUUCCGAAGCGGUGGCGCCCCAUGGCCGCCAAACUUGGCCCGGCGUUUGUUUCAUCGUGACGGCGGGCGGCCGCGCCUGGCGGAUGGCUGGUUCACUUUGCGCGCCUUCUGAUUGGGGCGCGGCUCCGUGCCUUUGGCCAUGUGGCGCCCGCGGCGGGCGCAUUGUGUGGGC